AUGACAUCUGUAAAACCGAACGAUGUUCAUGUCAAGGGCAAGGUAAAUUCGCAAAGUCUUUGGUUUGGUCAAUAAAUCUGACUAUACAGUAUUUUCUCACAGCAGUUUUUCCAACCAUUACUUUUAUUCUGAAUUUAUACAGAAUAUUCAAGCUCUAAAAGCUCCCUACAGCCCAAACAGGCCUUCCCCUAAAAAAAUUGAGGCAAUGAAAAUAUUUAUAAAGCAACAGUUAUGCUCUUUCGAGACUAUAGCAAGAAUGCUCAAUGUUGCCAUUGCUACAGCAGAGGUAUACACAAUCGAUGGUUAUUGUUCUGGUGCUCCGGUGUCUUACAAAGAUUUGGCAUUAAAACUCAAUCUCGGCGCUGAGGACAUGGAUGUCAUUGCUUCACAGUUGCAAAAAGAUAACGAUGGCUUGCGAAUUGUUCAAGAUGCACUUAAAAAUACAUACAGUUAUAACCAGAUACGUCUUGUGUUAGCUGCCAUGAUUCGAGGAGAAAUGUAA
This is a messenger RNA of Paramuricea clavata, 502 nucleotides long. The record is from the annotation of a GenBank genome assembly. NCBI's taxonomy places the organism in Eukaryota, Metazoa, Cnidaria, Anthozoa, Malacalcyonacea, Plexauridae.